Molecule: messenger RNA, 1303 nt
Organism: Seriola dumerili (greater amberjack)
Lineage: Eukaryota; Metazoa; Chordata; Actinopteri; Carangiformes; Carangidae
Gene: akr7a3
Product: aflatoxin B1 aldehyde reductase member 4-like
Exons: 7
Coding region: 208-1281 (357 amino acids)
Molecular function (GO): oxidoreductase activity
Source: RefSeq, a predicted model, not a curated record
UGCAGGUUUAAAACGACAGGAAGCGGUCACAGAUAACAGACUUUGAACUACCUCAGCUACAGCCAAGCAAAGAAGCUAACUACCCUACUUGCUUUUAAAAGCACACGUUACGUUUUAAACCGGUUGAGGAACUUUACGACGCUCCCUAAUCACCAUUUCCAACACAACCUUUGCCCUUCGUCGCGUAGCUCGCUGCAGUUUUGUAGCAUGCAGUGGGUAAUAACAGGAGGACUGUGCACACUACGACAGAGCCUCAUAAUCAGAGACGUGCUAACACAUUUGCCAAAGUUGGUGACUCGUCGGAACAUGUCGUCUCAAGCGAAACGGCCGGUUUCCUUACUGGGAACUAUGGCGUUCGGUGGCCGAGUUGACGCCGAGCAGAGCCUGGAGAUGGUGCAAGCUUUCCUGAGCAGGGGACACAAGCAGCUGGACACAGCCUUCAUGUACGUGGAUGGGAAGUCAGAGACUGUCAUAGCGGGCAUGAAUCUCCCCAAAACAGUAAGCAUUGCUACCAAGGCCAACCCCUGGGAUGGGAAGACGCUGAAGCCAGAGAGUGUGCGCUCCCAGCUGGAAACCUCCCUUCAGAGGCUGCAGACCGAUUCUGUGGACCUUUUCUACCUCCAUGCCCCUGACCACCAAAACCCCAUCCAGGAUACCCUUAGGGCCUGCAAUGAACUCCACAAAGAGGGAAAAUUCAAGGAGUUUGGCCUGUCAAACUAUGCAUCAUGGGAAGUGGCUGAAAUUGCCACCAUCUGCAGACACAACAACUGGAUCGCUCCCACUGUUUAUCAGGGGAUGUACAAUGCCACUACAAGACAGGUUGAGACAGAGUUGCUGCCAUGUUUGAGAUACUACGGAAUGAGAUUCUACGCAUACAAUCCUCUAGCAGGUGGUCUUCUGACAGGGAAGUAUCAUUAUCAAGACAAAGAUGGUUCCCAGCCUGCUGGUCGGUUCUUUGGUAACAGCUGGGCCGCAGCAUAUCGGGACAGAUACUGGAAGGAAAGUCAUUUCCAGGCCAUAGAGGUGGUUCUAAAGGCCUUGGAGACGGUGUACGGCUCAGAAAAACCCACCCUGACUUCUGCUGCUAUGCGCUGGAUGUACCACCACUCCCAACUUAAGGGCGAUCUUGGAGAUGGAGUUAUCAUUGGCAUGUCCAGCAUGGAUCAACUUCAGCAGAACUUGGCUGCUUCAGAGGAGGGUCCUCUGGAUGAGCGAGUGGUUGCUGCCUUCAAUGAAGCCUGGAAUCUCGUAGCCCACGAGUGUCCAAACUACUUCAGAUGAGGACCCUCUUUUUUAUUGUAGA